GUUUUUUACAAGCCAUUAUUUAUGUUAAAGGUUCCAGAAUGGCUUGUGUUCACACACACAUUGCUUACAAUGCUAGCCCACGUUAUUCUUGACCCUCCCUUCCUUCCUUUUCUUGGUGCAGCCUACCGAUAGAAAACGCCCACUGUGGGUUAAAGAGGCCAGAGCAGUGGUGUAAUACUUAGAAAAAAAAUUGCUUUAGCGCCAACUCACGGAUAGCCUCUCAGACGACCAGUCCCUGCUUAAGGAUAAAGACAUCAAACGUGGACUCCAUUUGCUUGGAGACAGAAGCUUAAGGAUGUGUGUCUGUAGAUGGCUUGCAAUGCUCCUCCUUCCCUCGGUCCUAGACGCAGUAGCCCAGAAUGGACUUACGUCUCUAGAGAAGAUGAGUUUUUUAAUUUUUUAUCAUAAUUGCCAUUUCUCAUAAGCUAUGACCCAGACUAAAUAACUAAAAAUUAUUUAUAAAUCUAUCAAGCAAAAAAAUCACUUGACACUUGGCUACUCGAUGCUGUCAUUGACAAUGACAUAAUUUUGUAAGAAUCCACUGGCACCUUACCUUGCAGGCCACUAUAACUGAUCCUAUCUCGUUGGAAAGGGAAGGUCAUGGAGAGAGUGUAUUCAGCUGGUUGCAAUCUGAAACCACAAAGCUAAAUGCCAGUAAAUCCAUACUGCACCUUGACCUAUACAGCUAAAAAAGGCAAAGAAAAUAGACAGACUGACAACCUGAUUAUAUAGUUAAAAAAAUGACAACACGAACAGAGACUGGAGUUAUAAAUAUUGGAGUGAUCUUGGAGUCAAGACUGACUCCAUAUAGUAUUCAUAAUUUAAAGGUUCUUGCAAACUACCACAGCAAACGCUAACAAACUCCAACAUUGGAACAGUGCGGCAUACCCAUUGGGGGUUAGAGACUAUUGUCGGAUUAAGUUGAUUGUUGGUGUUGGCCAGCCUCGGCCAGAAUUCUAUAGUUGGGUGUCGGCGUUUGUCAGGACAGUGUGCAAGCACCUUUUAGAAGAUGAGGAAACAAUUGAAGUAUCUUAACACCGGUCAAAGUUAGUGCCAAAGGUCAUCGUCUUUAUGCUUGAAUGGAUAUCUUAAAAACGCACACAAUGGUAACGUGUCCUCUGAGUAAGAACGCAUUGUGUCUGUCUUUCCUUCCACACCCCACUGAACCACACCAUGGGACCCUAGCUACCUCACACCCUGCUCCCACCCUGUCACAGCUCCAUUUUCAACCCCCCAAGCCUGCAUCCCUUCGACCUAGCGUCUCUCCUGCCCUUCCAUCCUCUCUACUUUCCCCUUCCCACAGCAGUUUGUUGCAGGGCCAAGACAUCAACAGCAAACCGCAAUGCACCCUGGUGAUCUCACCGUCUGAACUGGUGGUCAGGUUUGGGGAUCCACUGUUUGCUAACUGCUCCAUAAAAAUGAUGGAGGGUCCUCUAGGCUGGCUUGUUGAACCGGAAAAACAAGAGCUAACAAUGGAUCGCUACCUGGUCUUCAACAUCACCAGCCUCACAGAGUGGGGUCUUAAACCAAAGUGCUUUGUGAUGUUUGACCAGGGUGGGGAUUGCUCCAGUGUGCUUCAUCUAACCGUCUACAAACCUCCGGACAACGUAUCCAUCAGCUUUGUAAACCACACUGGCCCACUGCUUGAAGGACAUCAGUACACCCUCCUGUGCCGUGUCCAGAACGUUGCUCCUGUCCAGAACCUCACCGUGACCUUCUACAAAGGAGACACCAUGCUGGGCCCGGUACAGUCCAGCAGGAACUCUGUGGAGGCACCAGUGACAGAGACGUUCACCUUCAGCUUCAACUCCAGCAGAGAGGAUGAUGGGGUCCAGUACUGGUGUGAAGCCAAGCUGAAUCUGGGACCACACGGACCAGCGUUACCUCUUGUGAUGCAGUCACAGACACUCAAAGCUAUCAGCCUCAGUGCCAAAGGAACCUCCAACGCUAACUCUGGACACUUUAUACAGAGCAUUUUACUCCUGUCCAUCCAGUUCAUUUAUUGGGUAUCAAACCAUGUAUGUUCUGUGUAAGUAACACAAUGCUGUUUUGGAUUAGCUGAGUCCCGCCUACUAGAAAACUAAAACAUGAAAAGACGUUGAAGUAGGACUGAUUAUAUAUGCCGAGGAGUGAGCGGAGCCCAGAAGCGUUAGGUAGCCUUUUGUGAACAGAGGAGCAUAUAUGAUUAGCUCAACCAUCAGACUCCAUAAUGUCUAGAACAUUUCCCUGCCAAAAGGACCCUCUUAAAUGGACAGUAUGUAUUUUUCUGUUACCCUCCUCAAUUGGUGAGGUGCAAGGACUAGACCAUUGCUACUUAUAAAUACCCCCUACCAUAAAGAUCUCAUUCAGGUACACAGUGUGCAAAUUGCUCACACAUUAGUGCUUAUUUCAUGUAGAAUAUUUCUGUAAAUUGUAAACGUUAAUAGAAUAUUUGACAAAAGUGCAUAAAACCAUGGAAAUGUAAUGUAAA
Gadus macrocephalus (Pacific cod) is the source of this 2470-nucleotide messenger RNA. RefSeq names its product intercellular adhesion molecule 4-like. The transcript is spliced from 6 exons. Gene Ontology annotation, biological process: cell-cell adhesion. The record is from RefSeq and is a predicted model, not a curated record. NCBI's taxonomy places the organism in Eukaryota, Metazoa, Chordata, Actinopteri, Gadiformes, Gadidae. Gene Ontology annotation, molecular function: integrin binding. Gene Ontology annotation, cellular component: membrane. Bases 1080 to 2033 code for a protein of 317 amino acids.